Serendipita indica DSM 11827 is the source of this 1056-nucleotide messenger RNA. The record is from the annotation of a GenBank genome assembly. Lineage: Eukaryota; Fungi; Basidiomycota; Agaricomycetes; Sebacinales; Serendipitaceae.
AUGACGUCGUGGGCGGUAGCUCAUCCCGAGGUGGUAUUUGUGUCUUUCAACUACCGGCUCAACAUUUACGGCUAUGCAAACUCUCCCGCCAUUUCCAAAGCGGAUACGAAUGCCGGCCUUCGAGACCAACGCACGGCUGUGGAAUGGGUCGUCGCGAACAUCAUAGCGUUUGGAGGAGACCCGACUCAGAUCACGCUUGGAGGUCAAUCCGCCGGUUCGGGUAGUAUUGGAACGUACAUCUACGCAUAUGCGUCACGUCCUCUCAUUAGAGGCGCUAUUCUCAUGAGCGGCCAGGCAGCAACGACGCUCACCCCUCCUCCCAUCCCGAUUCCUGGCGUCCCCGCCGCUGGCUCCAAUCCGUUCCCAGACGUUGCAAUCGCACUCGGAUGUCCUCUUCAAGGAGACAAAUACAAAGCACAACUCGACUGUGUCCGUACAAAGAGUGCGGAGCAGCUCAUGGACGCACUCAACUUUACCAACACGCUCGGCGUCUCUCCAUUUGUCGAUAAUACGACGGUGUUCACAAAGGCCGAGUACAAAUCUAGGGGGCGUGCAGGAAACUUUGCGCGAAUCCCAUUGCUGACAGGCACCACUGAUAAAGAAGGUGACAUCUUUGUCUUGGACAGGACAACAAACACCCUCAACGAAACUCUUUCGGAUCUAUUGACGUUGUCCGUCUUUAGGUGCUAUGAUAGCCAGCAAUCCAAGUACUCGUCGUCACUGACCUCGGUCUAUCGAUAUAGAUACAUGGCCAUCUUCCCUGCCCUAUCUCCACCGCCUCUUCGCGCCUGGCAUACGUCGGAUCAGAUCGUUCUCUUUGAUGUCUUUCCAGGUCUCGCUCCAGCAGCGACCCAAUAUCUACAAAAGGCUUGGACCGCAUUCAUUGUCAACCCCAGCAACGGCCUGCUGUCACUUGGCUGGAAGAAGUAUCAAGGCCCUGGAAGUAAUACCCUCGUCGACGUAUUAAAGAACAGCACCGAUUUACAGCACCCAAUCGACCUGGAAGAUCCGACGUCUUUCGACUCUGGAUGUGCGGCAUUAGGCCUUGGAUUAUAG